This is a messenger RNA of Musa acuminata subsp. malaccensis (wild Malaysian banana), 1903 nucleotides long. Its product is annotated as UDP-glucose 4-epimerase GEPI48. Gene Ontology annotation, biological process: beta-D-galactose catabolic process via UDP-galactose, Leloir pathway. The record is from RefSeq and is a predicted model, not a curated record. Gene Ontology annotation, molecular function: UDP-glucose 4-epimerase activity. Lineage: Eukaryota; Viridiplantae; Streptophyta; Magnoliopsida; Zingiberales; Musaceae. Gene Ontology annotation, cellular component: cytosol.
CGGGAACAGUUCUCUCUUGUUGACUAUUCGCGAGCGUUCACAGGCAUUGACUCUCGGUGGUCAUGGCGGUUAGGGAUCAUCUGCGGGUAUAUAUUCCUUCCUCCCUCGCUCCGGGAUCCCAAUACCGCUCCCUAGUCUCUUCUCACCUCUGUUCUCCCCCCACUCGCUCGGCGUUCCUUUCUUCAGUCAUCGAGAGUUCCUUGAUUCGCCUUCGUCGUUCCGCCGAUCCGAUGCCUUCGCCACCGGCCGUGGCGCGUACCAUUUUGGUCACCGGUGGCGCCGGAUACAUUGGCAGCCACACGGUUCUGCAGCUCCUCAAAGGGGGCUUCCGAACCGUGGUGGUGGACAACCUCGAUAACUCCUCGGAAGUCGCCGUCGAGCGGGUCAGAGAGCUUGCGGGGGAGUUCGGCAAGAACCUCGUCUUCCACAGGGUUGAUCUUCGAGACAGGGAAGCACUUGAAAAAGUUUUUUCUUCAACUACGUUUGAUGCAGUCAUACACUUUGCAGGACUUAAGGCUGUUGGUGAAAGUGUAAAAAAACCUUUAAUGUAUUACAACAACAACCUCAUUGGUACAAUAAAUCUCUUCGAAGUAAUGGUUGCAUAUGGAUGUAAAAAGCUGGUUUUCUCCUCAUCAGCCACUGUUUAUGGGUGGCCCAAGGAAGUACCCUGUACAGAAGAAGUUCCUCUAUGUGCAAUGAACCCAUAUGGACGAACUAAGCUUAUGACUGAAGAUAUCUGUCGUGAUAUCUGCCAAGGUGACAAUGAUUGGGAUAUAAUACUAUUAAGAUAUUUCAAUCCUGUUGGAGCUCAUCCUAGUGGAUGCAUUGGUGAAGAUCCUCAGGGAAUUCCUAAUAACCUCAUGCCUUUUGUACAACAAGUAGCUGUUGGUAGGAGGCCUGCCCUGACAGUAUUUGGAAAUGACUAUUCAACCAAGGAUGGGACAGGGGUAAGGGAUUACAUUCAUGUAAUUGAUUUAGCGGAUGGACAUAUUGCAGCUUUGCAGAAGCUCUUUGAAGGUUCUCAUAUAGGCUGUGAAGCCUAUAAUCUAGGAAGUGGGAAGGGAACAUCUGUUUUGGAAAUGGUGGCAGCAUUUGAGAAGGCUUCUGGGAAGAAAAUCCCUUUGGUCAUGGCUGAAAGGCGACCUGGUGAUGCUGAAACUGUUUACGCAUCCAUUGCCAAAGCAGAGAAGGAGCUACAUUGGAAGGCAAAGUAUGAUAUUGAAGAGAUGUGUCGAGAUCAAUGGAACUGGGCUAGCAAAAAUCCUUGGGGAUACAAAUCGCCUGAGACCACUAAUGAUAAGCAUCUUACUUGUGGAUCUCCUGAAACUAUUAAUGGGAAGCUCCCUACUUAUGCGUUGCCCAAGAUUGCUAACGGAAGGCUCUGUACUACUGGGUCAUUGGGCAAUUCCAAUGGAAAGCAUCAUAUUUAUGGAGCACCUAAGAUUGCUACUGGAAAGCAUCCUACUUUCGGGUCGUCUGAGACUGGCAAUGUGCACGCUUCUAAUAGAUUGCCUCGGACUACCAAUGGGAAGCAUCAUUCUUAUGGAUCACUUGAGACUGUGAAUGGAGUUCACCCUACCUAUCGAUCAUUUCAGAUUGCCAAUGGAGAGUACCCUACACUAGAAUAAUUCAACUCUUCAACAGAAAAAAAAGAAAGAUCACUAAUCGACAAUUUGAUACAAUACAUGUGGCAUAGUCCAGCUGAUACGAUUAUUCAAUUAUAUGUCUGUUAUGUGAAUAAACAUGCUUCUAUGAUAAAAAAGGCAUGAUAGUCAAAAGUGUCUUUACAUUUAUCUUUCUUUUGAGGUCCAUUCUUUGUUUCUCUUUCAUGGCAUAUAUCUGGUCUAUAAGUCUAAUCAUGUUUUUGACUAUUAAUUUUUUAUAUAUAAUCGAUUAGAAGGAG